Molecule: messenger RNA, 1092 nt
Organism: Staurois parvus
Lineage: Eukaryota; Metazoa; Chordata; Amphibia; Anura; Ranidae
Source: the annotation of a GenBank genome assembly
AUGAGUGACAUUCGCCAUUCUCUCCUGCGGCGUGAUGCUCUUAGCGCAGCAAAGGAGGUCUUGUACCACCUGGAUAUCUAUUUCAGCAGCCAGCUCCAGAACGCUCCUGUGCCGCUGGUCGAGAAAGGUCCUAUUGAACUGCUUGAAGAGUUUAUCUUCCAAAUACCUAAGGACCGCAGUUCACAUGGCAAGCGACUUGGUGCCAUACAAGAGCUGCAGUUGUUGGAGAUCCUGUGCAAUUACUUCCAGGAACAAACCAAGGAGCCAGUCCGGCAAGUCAUCUUCAACUCUCUAUUCAGCCCACAGGGAAAUAAAGGGGAUGAGCAGCGUAUGGCUCUGCUAGGAAAACUGACCUCUAUGGCAGUGGCGGUAUGCAGGGUGCCUGUGCUGGAGAGCGCUGCUUCCUGGUUGCAGCGUACUCCAGCUGUUUACUGUGUCCGCUUGGCCAAAGCUCUGGUAGAUGACUAUUGUGGCCUGGUGCCAGGCUCCAUCCAGACGCUGAAACAGAUCUUCAAUGUCAGCCCCCGCUUCUGCUGUCAGUUUAUCACUGCUGUAGCUGCAUUCUAUGACAUGUCCACAGAGGAUCUCUUACCCCCUCAUGAUCUUCUGGAAAUGAUCGUAUCCUGGAUUUUUGAAGAUCCUCGCCUGAUUCUGAUCACCUUUCUCAAUACCCCCAUCACUGCUAACUUGCCAAUUGGCUUCUUGGACUUCUCCCCACUAAUGGGUAUGGUUCGCUGGUGUAUAAUUGCUCCUCUGGCCUACAGUCGCAAGCAGAAAGCAGCUGGUGGAGAGCCAAUUAGAGAUAAUCAGAACCUUUACUCCAAGCUCCAUCUGAGUGUGCUGCAAGGACUCAUGGUUCUUCAGACUCACCUUACAGAGAAAGGACUGUAUGGACGUUUGGCACUUGUGCUGUUUGAGCAGCUUGUACCACUAGUUGAAGAAUUAGGACAGCUUUGUGAAGAGCUUAACCCUCUAAAUGCUGAGCAAGAGAUGGAAUUGGCAUUAGAUCGGCUGGCCCAGGCGUUACAGGUGUCCAUGGCAACAGGGGCAUUGAUAUGCUCUCGUGGUAAGUUAUGGAUGAAAGUACACUAA